Molecule: messenger RNA, 1795 nt
Organism: Arabidopsis arenosa
Lineage: Eukaryota; Viridiplantae; Streptophyta; Magnoliopsida; Brassicales; Brassicaceae
Source: the annotation of a GenBank genome assembly
AACUUCUAAGUAUCACUUCUUCUACUAUUAUCGAUCUCAUUGCUAUUUCUUCGUUUUCUUCCCCCUAAGAUAUUCCGAGCUCUUUGAUUCUUGAUAACUACAGGUGAAAAAAUGGGAGUAUACACAAGAACGGUUGCGGUUUCGCUCUUUGUGUCGUUCAUACUGUUUUUCACUGUCUCUUCUCAGAGAAAUGAUGGAACAUUCAGAGUUGGCUUGAAAAAACUAAAGUUGGAUCCUAACAACCGACUUGCAACACGCUUUGGUUCCAAGCAAGAAGAGGCCUUGAGAUCCUCUUUGCCUUCGUACAACAACAAUCUUGGUAGUGAUUCUGGAGAUGCUGACAUUGUCCCGCUCAAGAAUUACUUGGAUGCUCAGUAUUAUGGUGAGAUUGCUAUCGGUACUCCACCGCAGAAGUUUACUGUCAUUUUUGAUACCGGAAGCUCUAACCUUUGGGUACCAUCAGGAAAAUGUUUUUUCUCGCUGUCUUGUUUCUUUCAUGCCAAGUUCAAGUCCUCGCGAUCAAGUACAUAUAAGAAGAGUGGAAAACGUGCCGCAAUCCAUUACGGCUCAGGAUCGAUCUCUGGUUUCUUUAGUUAUGAUGCUGUCACGGUUGGUGAUUUGGUUGUCAAAGAUCAGGAGUUUAUUGAAGCAACCAGUGAGCCUGGUUUAACAUUCCUGGUGGCUAAGUUUGAUGGUCUUCUUGGUCUUGGAUUCCAAGAGAUCGCUGUUGGAAACGCUACUCCUGUUUGGUACAAUAUGCUCAAGCAAGGCCUUAUCGAGAGGCCGGUGUUUUCAUUUUGGCUUAACCGUGAUCCAAAGAGUGAAGAAGGCGGUGAAAUCGUAUUUGGAGGUGUUGAUCCAAAGCAUUUCAUAGGAGAACAUACAUAUGUUCCUGUGACACAAAGGGGUUACUGGCAGUUCGACAUGGGUGAGGUUCUCAUUGGCGGUGAAUCUACUGGAUACUGUGGAAGUGGUUGUUCCGCGAUAACAGAUUCUGGAACAUCUUUACUUGCAGGGCCGACGGCUGUGAUUGCCAUGAUAAACAAAGCUAUUGGAGCCUCUGGAGUUAUUAGCCAGCAGUGCAAGACUGUUGUUGAUCAGUAUGGACAAACCAUUUUGGAUUUACUUUUGGCUGAGACUCAACCAAAGAAGAUCUGCUCACAAAUUGGUCUUUGCGCUUUCGAUGGCACCCACGGGGUCAGUAUGGGGAUUGAGUCGGUGGUGGACAAGGAAAACACGAGAUCAUCUAGUGGUCUUCGAGAUGCGGGUUGUCCUGCAUGUGAAAUGGCAGUUGUGUGGAUACAGAGCCAAUUGAGGCAGAACAUGACUCAAGAGCGGAUAGUGAACUACAUUAAUGAGAUAUGCGAGCGCGUGCCUAGUCCAAAUGGAGAGUCUGCAGUUGAUUGCUCACAACUCUCUAAAAUGCCUACUGUUUCAUUCACCAUUGGAGGCAAAGUCUUUGAUCUUGCUCCAGAAGAGUACGUACUGAAGAUUGGGGAAGGACCAGUGGCACAAUGCAUUAGCGGCUUUACCGCACUUGACGUCCCUCCACCUCGUGGACCUCUCUGGAUACUUGGAGAUGUGUUUAUGGGCAAAUACCACACUGUCUUUGACUUCGGAAACGAGCGGGUUGGGUUCGCAGAAGCUGUGUGAAAAAUGUAACAUCGGUUCGGUCUUUUGUUGAUGUGUUUUUGGUGUGAGAGCUUUGUUGUGUUGUGUUUAUAUGGAAAGGUUUCAAGAGUGAAGCCUCGUUUUUGUUGUUAACAAUGUUUUGCCAUAAACAUACGUUGAAGCU